Molecule: messenger RNA, 2082 nt
Organism: Oncorhynchus kisutch (coho salmon)
Lineage: Eukaryota; Metazoa; Chordata; Actinopteri; Salmoniformes; Salmonidae
Product: early nodulin-75-like
Exons: 3
Coding region: 1-2082 (693 amino acids)
Source: RefSeq, a predicted model, not a curated record
AUGGGCUCCACCCCGUCCCGUACAAACACUCCACACCCCAGACCCUCCCAGCAUCACUACCCUCCCCUGGACAAGCCCUCCCAGCAUCACUACCCUCCCCUGGACAAGCCCCCCAAGCAUCACUACCCUCCCCUGGACAAGCCCCCCAAGCAUCACUACCCUCCCCUGGACAAGCCCUCCCAGCAUCACUACCCUCCCCUGGACAAGCCCUCCCAGCAUCACUACCCUCCCCUGGACAAGCCCUCCCAGCAUCACUACCCUCCCCUGGACAAGCCCCCCAAGAAUCACUACCCUCCCCUGGACAAGCCCUCCCAGCAUCACUACCCUCCCCUGGACAAGCCCUCCCAGCAUCACAACCCUCCCCUGGACAAGCCCCCCCAGCAUCACUACCCUCCCCUGGACAAGCCCUCCCAGCAUCACAACCCUCCCCUGGACAAGCCCUCCCAGCAUCACUACCCUCCCCUGGACAAGCCCCCCAAGCAUCACUACCCUCCCCUGGACAAGCCCCCCAAGCAUCACAACCCUCCCCUGGACAAGCCCCCCAAGCAUCACAACCCUCCCCUGGACAAGCCCCCCAAGCAUCACAACCCUCCCCUGGACAAGGUCCCCAAGCAUCACAACCCUCCCCUGGACAAGGUCCCCAAGCAUCACAACCCUCCCCUGGACAAGGUCCCCAAGCAUCACAACCCUCCCCUGGACAAGGUCUCCAAGCAUCACAACCCUCCCCUGGACAAGGUCUCCAAGCAUCACUACCCUCCCCUGGACAAGGUCCCCAAGCAUCACUACCCUCCCCUGGACAAGGUCCCCAAGCAUCACAACCCUCCCCUGGACAAGCCCUCCCAGCAUCACUACCCUCCCCUGGACAAGCCCCCCAAGCAUCACAACCCUCCCCUGGACAAGCCCCCCAAGCAGCACAACCCUCCCCUGGACAAGCAUCACUACCCUCCCCUGGACAAGCCCUCCCAGCAUCACAACCCUCCCCUGGACAAGCCCCCCCAGCAUCACUACCCUCCCCUGGACAAGCCCCCCAAGCAUCACAACCCUCCCCUGGACAAGGUCCCCAAGCAUCACAACCCUCCCCUGGACAAGCCCUCCCAGCAUCACUACCCUCCCCUGGACAAGCCCCCCAAGCAUCACUACCCUCCCCUGGACAAGCCCUCCCAGCAUCACUACCCUCCCCUGGACAAGCCCUCCCAGCAUCACUACCCUCCCCUGGACAAGGUCCCCAAGCAUCACUACCCUCCCCUGGACAAGCCCCCCAAGCAUCACUACCCUCCCCUGGACAAGCCCUCCAAGCAUCACUACCCUCCCCUGGACAAGCCCCCCAAGCAUCACUACCCUCCCCUGGACAAGCCCCCCAAGCAUCACUACCCUCCCCUGGACAAGCCCUCCCAGCAUCACUACCCUCCCCUGGACAUGCCCCCCAAGCAUCACAACCCUCCCCUGGACAAGGUCCCCAAGCAUCACUACCCUCCCCUGGACAAGCCCCCCAAGCAUCACUACCCUCCCCUGGACAAGCCCUCCCAGCAUCACUACCCUCCCCUGGACAAGCCCUCCCAGCUUCACUACCCUCCCCUGGACAAGCCCCCCAAGCAUCACUACCCUCCCCUGGACAAGCCCUCCCAGCAUCACUACCCUCCCCUGGACAAGCCCUCCCAGCAUCACUACCCUCCCCUGGACAAGCCCCCCAAGCAUCACUACCCUCCCCUGGACAAGCCCCCCAAGCAUCACUACCCUCCCCUGGACAAGCCCUCCCAGCAUCACUACCCUCCCCUGGACAUGCCCCCCAAGCAUCACAACCCUCCCCUGGACAAGCCCCCCAAGCAUCACUACCCUCCCCUGGACAAGCCCUCCAAGCAUCACUACCCUCCCCUGGACAAGCCCUCCCAGCAUCACUACCCUCCCCUGGACAAGCCCCCCAAGCAUCACUACCCUCCCCUGGACAAGCCCUCCCAGCAUCACUACCCUCCCCUGGACAAGCCCCCCAAGCAUCACUACCCUCCCCUGGACAAGCCCUCCCAGCAUCACUACCCUCCCCUGGACAAGCCCCCCACCACAGAGCUUUAUGUUCCAAGGGUUUAA